AUGACUGAAUUCUGUACAGACAAAACCAAAGUAAUAGUGACGUUUUUGUUGAGUUUGAUUGGACUAAUCACAUCUUCAGAGGUCUGUUGGGACAAAUUCGAUGACAACUUGAGGAAACAGUGUAAAAGAGGUGAGUAUUUUAUGAGAUUUUACUUGUGAGUUGCAGGCUGCAAGGGACAUUUUAUACUUUAAAAUAUGUUUUUUCAGUUUGUAAAGAAAGUUCAUGCAAUUUUAUGCUUUGUAAAGAAAGUUCUUGCCAUUUGUAGUCCUGUAAAGAAAGUUUUUGCCAUCUGUAGUUCUGUAAAGAAAGUUUUUGCCAUUUUUUAAUUUGUAAAGAAAGUUCUUACCAUUUUUUCUAUAAAAGCCAUUUCAGGAGAAUGGCAACAACGAUAUUACUACGAUCACAAUUCGAUGACAUGCCAGUUGUUUUGGUACGACGGAUGUGAAACAAAGUCGAGAAACUUGUUCAACGACCUGUUGAACUGCCAAUGGAUGUGCGAGGAGCAAGUCAAGUAUAAGGACAGUACGUUUUUUCGGAUACUAGCCCAGAGCCCUAGCCCAGAGCCCUAGCCCAGAGCCUAGCCCAGAGCCCUAGCCCCAAGCCCUAGCCCAGAGCCCUAGCCCAGAGCCCUAGCCCUAGCCCUAGCCCUAGCCCUAGCCCUAGCCCUAGCCCUAGCCCUAGCCCUAGCCCUACCCACUUAUACCAUGCCCAAUUUUUUUUUGCUGCCUAAAAAGCCCCGCUCACCAUUCUACCCUGCCGAUAUUUUUCCCUAUCCAAAACUUUACCCUGUCCACAAUUUUACCCUGCCCAAAAUUUUACACUGCCCAAAAUUUUACAUUGCCCAAAAUUUUACCCUUCCCAAAGUUUUACCCUGCCCAAAAUUUUACCCUGCCCAAAAUUUUACCCUUCCCAAAGUUUUACCCUGCCCAAAUUUUUACCCUUCCCAAAAUUUUAUUCUAUUCAAAAUUUUACCCUGCCCUAAAUUGUAAGUUUACUAUGCCCAAAAUUAUUACUUUACCCUGUCUUAAAUUGUAAUCUUACCCUACCCAAAAUCAAAAACAAAUGCUUUCAGAAUCCUGUCUAGACAAGUUUGACGAACAUUACAAAGACGUUUGUAAUGGCGGUAAAUGGAAACAACACUAUUACUUUGACAAAAACUCCAAGGUACCAACUUCUUUUUAUUUUUCUAUGUACUUUUUGACCAAAUUUUACAAUUUUUUUAAAUUUUAUUUAGCGCUGCACCCCCUUUUGGUACGACGGCUGUAGAGGAUCAAGCCAGAACUUGUACUCGGACCUGGGCACUUGCCGUCAGGUUUGCGAAAUCCCUGCUCAGGGUAGGUUUUCAUGCCUUUUUCAAUUUGAAAAAAUAAAUAUUUAAAAAUUGAAGCCAAGUUUUAGGAGUUUAUGGUAUUUUUUACUAAUUUUAUUAUAUUAUCCAUGACAAAAUUUGAUGUUUUUGAAGGAUUUUGAUAACCUAAAGCAUUGUUUGGUUUAUUUUAGGUAAUAUCUGGGCCUAAAAAGUGUAUUUUUCUUAAAAUUACACCAAAAAACGAAAAUAGCUUUCUAUUGUUACCUAUUUUUAUGGUUUUCAUCACUUAAUAUAGUCAAAACUUAUAGUUUCACAUUGGUUUUUAAAAUAAUUUUACUUUUAUUACCUCUGCGAAAACCUUAUUCGUAUUUUACAUUAAAAGAUUUAUCUAAAAACCUAAAAUUCAUUUUGAAAAACAUCAAUUUUAACGAAAAAAACCUCAAAAAAGACGGGUUGAAUUGCUUAAAUUGGUCAAAACUUAUAUUUUCCUGCCGAGUUUUAUGAUUAUUUUACUUCCAUUACAUCUGUGAGGGACUGGUUCGUAUUCUACAUUAAAAAUUUGAUUUAAAAAGUUGAAAUUUGCGUUUAAAAACAUUAAUUUUGUCGAAAAAACCGCCCAUAAAGAGGAAAAAAGCGUCUCCUUUCGGUCUCUUCAAACGGAAAAAGGAAAAGAAGAGUGCUCUCUUCAGAGCCUCCUUAGCUCAGCGGUAGAGCGUUGGACUUUUUAAUCCAACGGUCAGGGGUUCGAUCCCCCUAGGUGGCUUGGUUCAUUUUUGCUUGUUUUUGGUACAAAUUGAUGUUUUUUAUACAUUUUAAGAUCAAAUCUGAUUUAAAAAUGUCUUAAAAAUUGUUUUUUUAUAUAAUUUUUACUAUUUGUAUUCGUUUUAAAGCCAUUUUUUGCAGAAGCCGAGCGAGAAUCGCAGCAAAGCCAUCAAAACUUGGUUAGUCAGUCACGUCAACUGGACGAAAGUGGUGUUAGAGUAACAACAAUCAGAACUCAUACUGCGGAGUUUGUUCAGCAUCAACACAGACAUCAUCAGAAGCCGUUCACAGUUCGACCGAUCAGCAAAGAGGACUUGAAGUAUUCGGAAAGCCCCGACAAUGACAGGACUUUGGCUGGAAGUGGGGGACGAGGUAAAAUACGCAAUGCACCUUUUCCUUUUAAAAUAGUUAUAAAACAGGUUUAAAACAUAUUGUUUUUAUCGUUUUUGUUCAAAAAAUUUAAAAAUUGGCAAAAUAUUUGAGUUGUGACAUUUCGUGUUAUUUUCCAAUAAUUUUUUUGACAUUUUGCCUAAAACAUAAAAAUGGUUUAUAAUUGUUUAAAGUCUAAUAUUGAUGCUUAAAAAUAUUAAUUUUAACAUUUUUUUGCAUUUUUUUAAUUUUCCAAUACUUUUUGUGACAUUUCGUUCAAUUUUUCAAACUUUUCGUAGAUGAAUCUAUAAAAAAUGUAAAAUACGUACUUUCGAUGAAGCGUUUUCAAUAUGGAAUAAUAUAUUUAGGCACAUCUCACGUUACGCAGCCCUCACGGAACAUUUGCGAACGGCAGAAUCCAUGCCAGAACGAUGGAACUUGUGUCUUUGACAAACUUAAACGGACCUACUUUUGUGAAUGUAAAAAUGGGUAUCAAGGGCGGAAUUGCGAGACUUUUGAUGGUAGGAACUUUCUUUACAGGCUGUAAUGGCAAGAACUUUCAUUACAGAACAAAAAAUUGCAAGAACUUCCUUUACAAACCAUAUAAUGACAAAUUUUUCAUAUUUGUCGUACAACGUGUCACUCGCAGGCUGCAAAACUCGAAAUUGUCUGUUUUAGAAAAAAUGGCGAGAACUUUCUUUACAGAUGAUAAAAUGGCAAGAACUUUUUUUACAAACCAUAACAUGACCAAACUCUUUCAGAUUCCGACCCAUGUGCUACUGCACCGUGCAAAAAUGGAGCUACUUGUAGCCCAAAGAAGAACAAAUUGAAGGCAGAUGACACACCUUAUGAAUGCUUCUGUGCUGUCGGUUAUGGUGGACCAAAUUGUGAAGAAAGUAAGAUUUUUUGAAAAAUGGCAAGAACUUUCUUUACAAGUCUUAAAAUGAUAAGAACUUUCUUUACAAAUCAAAAAAUGGCAAGAACUUUCUUUACAAAACUAAAAACUGCAAAAACUUUCUUUCCAAAACGAAAAAUCGCAAGAACUUUCUUUACAAAACAAAAAAUGGCAAGAACUUUCUUUACAAGUCAAAACAUUGCAAAAACUUUCUUUACAAAACGAAAACGGCAAGAACUUUCUUUUCAGACCGAAAAAUAACAAGAACUUUCUUUACAAAGCAAAAAAUCGCAAGCACUUUCUUUCCAAGUCACAAAAUGGCAAGAACUUUCAUUCCAGAGCCCUGUGCCGCCUCCCCAUGCAAGAACGGCGGUACCUGCCGUACCACCGUGACCAACCCGUACUAUUUCUGCGAAUGUGCCGAAGGCUAUGCUGACAAGGAGUGUGGUACAAAGACCUUUACGAACACAUCAUCCACCCCCAAGUUCGGGAAAAAUGUGAAACUGAUCUCAUCAGGCCAGCCUGAAUGGAUCGAGGAGCUGAAGAAGAACUACAAGAAGCAGAGUGGCAACUACACCGUGGAAGAAGAUUCUGGCACGUCCGAAGCCAAUGGAACAUCACCGUUGAGGUCGAAGACUACCAUCAGGCAGCUCAAGGGUACUGAUGAGAAUGCGACUGGGAAUACUGUAGUUUCGUGGGUACUAGUGCUUGUAUUAUAUUUUGGCCUUAGGGUUUUGGGGUAA
Messenger RNA from Bursaphelenchus okinawaensis, 4079 nucleotides. The record is from the annotation of a GenBank genome assembly. NCBI's taxonomy places the organism in Eukaryota, Metazoa, Nematoda, Chromadorea, Rhabditida, Aphelenchoididae.